Molecule: messenger RNA, 1651 nt
Organism: Carassius auratus (goldfish)
Lineage: Eukaryota; Metazoa; Chordata; Actinopteri; Cypriniformes; Cyprinidae
Gene: ilf2
Product: interleukin enhancer binding factor 2
Exons: 14
Coding region: 136-1299 (387 amino acids)
Biological process (GO): positive regulation of DNA-templated transcription
Cellular component (GO): catalytic step 2 spliceosome
Molecular function (GO): DNA binding; double-stranded RNA binding
Source: RefSeq, a predicted model, not a curated record
UAUUAUAGACGGUUCUCCCGGACUGGUAUCAAAUGCUACAUCCGUCGACGCCGGAAGCGCAGAGCUACAAACACAGAGGCUGUGUAUUUUUCCACCACCGUGUGUUCUUGUCAAAUUUACAAAACGUCUUACGCAAUGAGAGGAGAUCGUGGCAGGGGCCGAGGUGGCCGCUUUGGCUCCCGCGGAGGAUUGAUCCAGGGGUAUCGACCCUUUGUCCCUCACAUACCUUUUGACUUCUACGUUUGUGAGAUGGCCUUUCCUCGUGUGAAGCCAGCCCCUGAUGAGACCACUUUCAGUGAAUGUCUGCUGAAGAGAAACCAAGACCUCUCUCCUACCCCUGUUGAACAGGCUUCCAUUUUGUCCUUGGUCACUAAGAUUAACAACGUCAUUGACAACCUAAUUGUGGCACCUGGAAGCUUUGAAGUGCAAAUUGAGGAGGUAAGGCAAGUUGGCUCAUAUAAAAAGGGCACCAUGACAAAUGGACACAAUGUAGCCGACCUCGUGGUUAUCCUGAAGAUCUUACCCACAUUGGAAGCUGUCGCUGCCUUGGGAAACAAAGUAGUUGAGACCCUUCGCACACAGGACCCUUCUGAGGUACUGUCCAUGCUGACCAACGAGACGGGGUUUGAGAUCAGCUCUGCUGAUGCCACUGUGAAAAUCCUCAUCACCACGGUUCCACCCAACCUGCGCAAACUGGACCCAGAGCUCCACCUGGACAUCAAGGUUCUGCAGAGUGCUCUGGCAGCCAUUCGUCACGCUCGCUGGUUUGAGGAGAACGCUUCUCAAUCAACUGUGAAAGUUUUGAUCCGCUUGCUGAAGGACCUCCGAGUCCGUUUUCCUGGAUUUGAGCCUCUCACUCCCUGGAUCCUAGAUCUGCUGGGACACUCUGCUGUGAUGAACAACCCGUCCAGGCAGCCCUUGCCACUCAACGUUGCUUACAGGCGCUGUCUUCAGAUGCUCGCCGCAGGUCUUUUCCUGCCAGGCUCUGUAGGAAUCACUGAUCCGUGUGAAAGCGGAAACUUCCGUGUGCACACUGUCAUGACCCUGGAGCAGCAGGACAUGGUGUGUUUCACAGCCCAAACACUGGUGAGGGUUCUCUCUCAUGGAGGAUACAGAAAAAUCUUGGGCCUUGAAGGAGAUGCUAGUUACCUCACCACUGAGAUGUCUACAUGGGAUGGAGUGAUUGUCACCCCAUCUGAAAAAGCUUAUGAGAAACCCCCAGAGCGCAAGGAAGAGGAGGAUGAAGCAUUGGAGGAAGGUGGAGAGGGAGAUGAUGAAAGCAUGGAGACCCAGGAGUAAUGCAAUGGUCUCUAACAAAGUUUUGGCUUGGUCAUUUGUAUUUAUGUUGGUUUUUAGUAGAGAUUUGUGUCUCAUAAGUUUUACCCAGAAGAUCUCUGCAUAUCUACAUGUGAUUUCUGUACAUCGGUCUGCACCCCCUAGAGUUAAAGCCAUGGUAGUACACAGCCAAGAGCUCUAACAAGGACCAAAAGGCAGUGGUUCAUUAUUCUGUCUUCUCACCUCAGAUCAUUCUGAUACGGUUACGUCUAAGAAAAGAACUGAAAAUCACUUAAUUUGGUUUCAUGUGUAAUUUUUUUGUUUUGUUUUUUUUAUCACUGGUUGAUCAAGUAAAGUUUUUAUUGCCUCCUCUGUA